GAACUGAAAUCAUGCCGAAACACAGUCCGUGAUACACGUCCGAUAAACUAUGCAUUCAUGUUUCCGUUUAGGACUUUAUUCGAAAUAAGACAUGCAGAGCAAGACGAGGACAUAUUUCUACAUCAUCCGUGUGCCUUUUCACCUUCUCUCCACCUUGGUUCCGAAUAACUCGCGGAGCAACAUUUUGACACCGUGAUCUCAUCGCAAACCCCCCGAUUUUCAAAGCUGCGUCACUACCAUGAGUGGGACGGGUCCUGAGCGUCCGCUCCACCUGUCUGUGCACGGAGCUCCUCUUCGGAGAUACUCGGUCAAUGUUUCAAAGGAAGUAGAGGCGGUUGACGGGGUUGCACGUCUCAUUGUCGUAACAUGUGUCGCGCACGAUGUCUUAAACACGAAGGUUGUACAGUAUUUCUAGGUAGACGAAACGCGUCUAGCUCCGGCAGCAGCUGCGCUGGAGUCUGAUAGUUGUGUUACAGGUGGUUUUAACACACUACACGCCCUGUUCUAUCACUGGUUUUUCAUAAUGCGCUAGUCAGUCACAUCCCCUGUGCACUUUCUUUCUUGAUAAACGCUUUUUAUAGCCAGCUUGUCCAGCUUUUAGAGCAGUCCUUCGUGCCAAUUAAGCCAGUCUCAUGCGGCACACACAGAGCACCACGCUGCACGGGACUGACGGAAAAAAAAACACAGAAAAGCGACCGAGUCACAGACAGCAGCAGCAUUUGGGGGGCUCGGCGCAUGUGAGAGAUAGUCAGUGGGCCGUGAAACACUGUUCUACAGCUUAAGAGCUGAAGAGCAACGUAGCAAAAAAUCACAGGAAGUUCAUCGCUUCCUGUGUACGUGUGCUUUUUUUUUAAUGGAAACGGCGAGAUUGGGUCUGGAAACCUCAAGUCUCUGGUAGUCACAGGCGAGAUUUCGUUUUGAAAUUUCUGUUCGUUAUUUUGUCGCCCAGGUAGGCGGCAAGCCGGGCGGAGCCGUGCCAGCAGCAGGUGUCUGCUGAAUUAUUCAUGCCCAGGUCGGGCUGGGGCCAGGAGUCAGGUGUGCGCUGCAUAUUCAUGAGCAUGUUAAUGAGCAGGUGGGUGUCUGGGGCAGCGCGGCAGGGAGCGCAGAGUCAGUGAAGCUGGUCAGUCUGCUCGGAGCUCCGCUUUUUUUACCCCAGACGGUCAGUUUUCAGCUUUCCCAGAGCCCCAUGUCCUCGCCUGCGCCGGUUCGGUAUUUCUCGGAGUCGGAGGUGUCCCAGCACCGCUCCCCCAGCUCCUGUUGGGUGCUGUUGGCCAACAGGGUCUACGAUGUGACUGGUUUCCUCAGAAGGCACCCUGGCGGGGAAGCUCUGAUUUUAAGCCGAGCGGGGACCGAUGUCAGCCGACAGAUGGAAGGACCUCCUCACCGGCACUCAGAAAACGCCAGGCGGUGGAUGGAGCAGUAUUACAUCGGGGAACUGCGCAAAGACCCUGGGGACACGCAGACGGUGCGAGAGAGGAGGCAAGGCUCACACCAGACCCCAGAGGAGGAGACGGGAGCCAGCCGGUGCAGUAGUGUCAACACGGAGACGGACCUGGUGGACUGGAGGAAGCCCUUGCUGUGGCAGGUGGGCCACCUGGGAGAGAAGUACGACGACUGGGUGCACCAGCCCGUGGAUCGGCCUAUCCGUCUCUUUUACUCGGACGUCAUAGAAGCCUGCUCCAAAACCUCCUGGUACAUGGUCCCUAUAGUCUGGUUACCAGUUGUUGCGUACCUGAGCUGGUACUGCUUUUCCUCUCUCGCACGGGGUGACACCAGGCUUUUUGCUUCCUUCACCACAGAUUACUCCAUACCGAUUCACAAGUACACCUUCCCAUUCAUGUUCCUGCUUGGGAUGUUCCUCUGGUCCCUGGUCGAGUACCUCAUCCACCGCUUCCUGUUCCACAUGAAGCCUCCUGCCAGCAACUAUUACCUCAUCACCUUCCACUUCCUCCUGCAUGGGCAGCACCACAAGUCCCCAUAUGAUGGGUCCCGCCUGGUCUUCCCCCCCAUCCCCGCCUCUAUAGUCAUCGUAGCCUUCUAUGGCCUCAUCCGGCUGCUGUUGCCUGAGGCCCUGGGUGUGUCCAUCUUUGUGGGGGGUCUUUGUGGCUACGUGGUCUACGAUAUGAUCCACUACUACCUACACUACGGCAGCCCCAGCAAAGGUUCCUACAUGUAUGGUCUGAAGGCCUACCACGUCAAGCAUCACUUUGAGCACCAGAGAUCAGGUUUUGGAAUCACCACUCGGUUCUGGGAUCACCCGUUCCACACCCUAAUCCCGGAAGAGACCUUUGAGAAGGGACACUGACUCCUGGGGACCUGGCCUUCCUUGUGCCUUGUCCAGCCCCCGAAUCCAGCGGGCUCCGUAGCAGGGAGAAGAGAUCUGGCCUCAGCCCCAUGUGAUUUUGUGCCUUUGCAUUUAUGAAUCUGUCCUAUGUCUCUGUUUUCUAACUAUCUUCCACAAUCCGAGGUACCACUCAAUACCUGGGGAUUUUUCCAUAUUUAUUGAUUGUUUAAAAAAAGAAAGAAAUAGCUUUUUUUAUUAUUGUUUUAGAGUAUUGUUAAUGUGUAUGCACUAAACCACAAAGUUCAGCAUAAUUCUAAGACGAGCUUCUGAAGUGCUGGUGCGAUGCAGAAUUGGAUGACAGGUCUAAUAUGAAGGCAGCAUGACAAAUUGCAGGGGGACAGCAAGACAAAGACCGUUCUAAAGCCUGUGCCGGACAUGAGCCAAACUGUUACUGCUUUGGCACCACAAGGAAGACAAUCUGUUGUCAGCAGCUUCACCAAUUUUGCACCCUCCCAGCUUUGUUCUGUUGGGUAAGGGUACUGUUUUUUUUUUAGGUUUUCUGUUCUUUUUGUCUAAAUGGUGUCUUCCUGCUUUGUUAGCAACUCGCACACUGUCACUGUACAGACUGUGCUGCCACCUGUAGUACAUUUAUAGGAAUGUUUGUCUAGGUGCUGAAAUAUUUUAUUGAUGGCUACCUAUUAUUUCAAGCAAGCGCCUUCCAGGCUGACAUAUGAGUGUUAUUCUUCUUCAGUUGUUACAGAACUCAUUUAUACGAAGUAUAGGGGUGGCUGUCCAUCUUGGUAUAGGAUGGCUGCACAGUUACCUUCAAAGCCUUAACAUACUUGCAAAAUAUUGCAUAGAAAGAGAAAUGGAGGAGGAUGGAGUUCUGUGUUUUUGAAGAAUUACUUUUGCAUCAGUCUUGGUAACAAAGCAUGCAGUCAUCAGAGAAGAACUGGCACGUUGGUCUCCUUUCUAAAAUUAUACUUUUCUGUUUAUGUGUUAUGUAAAUGUGAAGUGUUAGUUUACUAGGAACCCCAGGAGAACUGUGAAGUUUCUCCAUCAAACUCUGAUGUUAAACAGGGGUGUAAAAUACCUACUUCUGCCACAUCGACUCUAGAUCUCCCUUGCUUGAGAAUCCAAAGAGGUUCUUGUUCCUCUGCUGUUAGAAUGUCUCCAUGAAACAGCAGCAUGCGGAUUGUUACAGUCUGUGCAUCACGUCUGGAUGGAAACAGCAUUCAGCUGCACUUUUGCCAUGAAUGCUGAACUCUGCUCUCCAGCUAAUGUAUCUCCAGCUCUCUGCUGUGCCACUGCUCCUCUGGGCUUUUUGCACACUUCCUUUCUUGUGCUGUUGCUGUACCAGUGACCUCUCAACAGCUCCCUUGUUCCUGCGGGAAUACCUACAGCCAAAUCGGGAGAAACCAUGAGAAAGCCAUAGCUUUUAACGUCUCUUCACGUCGUUUUCCAGAUUUCUUGUAGGAUCUUAAAAGUUUAAAAAGACUAACAAGAAAAUUAUUUUUUUAAUGCGAUUUACCCAGGUUUGAGCGACAGGGUAGAUGACAAACUAGGUGCCUUAAUUUUGUGCAUUAGCUAGAGAAGUAGAAGUAGACCCUUUCAUUCAAGCUUUUACUUUCUGUUCUCUGAUCUGCUUCACUUUUGUUUUCUUUGGGGAAGGGGGUUUGGAGGGAGGGAUAUAUUUUGUUCUUGUUGCCCUUUAGAGACUCUGUAAAGUGUGGGUGUUGAGGGAAAUACUGGUCUUCAGCAGGAUACAUGCCAAUCUACAGACAUUGUUGCAGACCAACCUGCAGAGGGUAUGGGGCCCAGUGUGCUGGUUUCUGACAGUGUAGACUGAAGAUGGCAAGCGAAACCAGAAGUUUAUUUUUAAAGGAGAGGACCUGUCUCAUCCAAUAAAAUCAUAUGACACUGAAUGUGGAUGUUUGGCACCGAGCGUCAACCAAGUUUCUCCGACUUGUCUUCUUUUUUUUAUUUGUUAACACUUGCUCUGAAGGACUUCAGAAAUCGGACGUAAGAGAGACUUUCAUGUUUCCACAGGGCUGACACCUCUGCUUAGAGGGUUCUGGAACAAAGCCAUCUCCUGCAACCUGUUUUAUUGUUCUUAAUAUUUUUGUGCAGGGAGGCAUGUUGACCACAGGUUGGCAUUUAUUAGAGUCAGAAAUGUACUAAUGAAGACCAGAAACCAACUUAAAUAUCUGUUACCAAAUCUGCUUGGCACUGUGCAUGCAAAAUAUCCCCACUACAAUAAUUCUAUCUCCUAUGUUUUAGGUUAUGCUAAAUAAAUUAAAAAAGUACCAGGGUGAACAGACGGGCAUUAAUCCAUUUGGUUGACUUAAGGAUGGAAAGCCUGUUGGGAUUUAGAGAGGAAUCAAAAAUACUACAGUUGAAGGAUAUUUAAAUACAGGUGUAGUAGGAACACUAUGAAAAUAAAUGCAGUCUGUCAGAAAUACAAAAUGCUUUUUUACAGCAGUGGGAAACGUCCUCAUUCAACUGCAGUGUGGGGAAAUAAACCGUGGUUAAGUGUUUGUCACCUUAAAAUCGUGUGGCCAGGUCACUGGCUGAAGUUCUUGAUACCACUUCAAAAUCCUUCCAACAGCUCUUCCAUCCGGCACCAUUCUUACCCAACGCACAGUGUCCUGUCUAAUGACUUCUAGAAAACACUUCUGAACAUUUUCAAAAGUAACAUUUUGUAAAUGUGUUUCUAGGAAGAGAUAAUAGUAUUUGGUGAAUGUUUAUUUUUAAAAAAAGCUUGUGGAAAAUAUGUAUAUUAAAAAGCUUCUAAUCACUUUCUGA
Messenger RNA from Lepisosteus oculatus (spotted gar), 5089 nucleotides. It is a transcript of the gene fa2h, whose product is annotated as fatty acid 2-hydroxylase. Gene Ontology annotation, molecular function: fatty acid 2-hydroxylase activity; heme binding; iron ion binding. Gene Ontology annotation, biological process: fatty acid metabolic process; lipid biosynthetic process. Gene Ontology annotation, cellular component: endoplasmic reticulum; membrane. NCBI's taxonomy places the organism in Eukaryota, Metazoa, Chordata, Actinopteri, Semionotiformes, Lepisosteidae. The record is from RefSeq and is a predicted model, not a curated record.